AGGACAAGAAGGGCAAAAUUGUGGGCGGCCCAUUUCUACUCGACAAUGGCAUCAGUGCCAGUCGUCAGGCCGAUAAUCUGUCUAGCGCCCACGAACUGAGCAAUCAACCGCGAAGCCAGAUAAUUGAUAUCGGUGAGAGCGAGGAAAAGUCGCAGAUGUGGCUAACGACCGGCGAGGCUUCCAGCCUGGGGGCGGAGGAGGUGGCUGCCAGGUUGGACACUCAUCUUCACAAUGGACUUGAGUGGCGAGAAGUGGAAAUGCGGAGACAACUUGCUGGAUUCAACGAACUCACCGUCCUCGACGAAGAGCCCACUUGGAAGAAGUACAUCGAACAGUUCCGUAAUCCUCUGAUUCUGCUGCUGCUGGCUUCAGCGCUGGUCAGUGUCUGUAUGAAGCAAUUUGACGACGCUGUCAGCAUCACAGUUGCCAUCAUCAUUGUGGUGACCGUCGCUUUCGUUCAAGAGUACCGUUCGGAAAAGUCGUUGCAAGAACUCACAAAACUUGUACCUCCGACCUGUCACUGCAUCCGGGAAGGCAUACCUGAGAGCUUCCUGGCGCGCAGCCUCGUUCCUGGAGACAUCGUUAAUCUGAACGUUGGAGACAGGGUCCCGGCAGAUCUGCGGCUCUUUGAGGCACAUGGCCUAGCCAUUGAUGAAAGCAGCUUCACAGGAGAAACAGAGCCCGCGUCUAAAGUCACGGUGCCACUUCUUAAGACCAAUGGACACACGUCCAAGAGGAAUAUUGCUUUUAUGGGCACUCUGGUGCGCUGUGGAAACGGAAAGGGGAUAGUCAUCAACACUGGCGAGAAGUCUGAGUUUGGAGAGGUGUUUAAGAUGAUGCAAGCUGAGGAGGCACCAAAAACGCCUCUGCAGAAAAGCAUGGACAGUCUGGGAGCAAUGCUGUCCUUUUACUCCUUCUGCAUCAUUGGCUUCAUCAUGCUGCUCGGCUGGUUCCAAGGCAGACCUAUCCUCGACAUGUUCACCAUUGGUGUUAGUUUGGCUGUGGCUGCCAUCCCUGAGGGCUUGCCCAUUGUGGUCACAGUCACUCUCGCCCUUGGGGUCAUGCGAAUGGCCAAGCGCAAGGCUAUCAUCAAGAAGCUGCCAACUGUUGAAACUCUCGGUUGCGUCAAUGUGGUGUGUUCAGACAAAACAGGAACUCUGACCAUGAAUGAGAUGACCGUUACAACAAUGGUCACCUCAGAGGGCUAUGAAGCAGAGGUGUCAGGUGCUGGAUACAACAACCGCGGAAAGGUGCACAUCGUUAAGGAAGGCACAAGAGAGUCGUUUGUUAAUUUGCUGGAGGUUGGAUGCGUGUGCAAUAAUGCUGUGAUAACGGGGGAAACCCUGCAUGGACAGCCAACAGAAGGGGCGAUUCUAGCAGCAGGAAUGAAAAUCGGCCUAUACAAUUGCUCAGACAGGUUUGUCCGCCUCCAGGAGUAUCCCUUCAGCUCGGAAUCGAAAGUGAUGGCAGUCAAGUGCAUUGCAACUCUAUCAAACAGUGACGAGAAACGGGAAAUUUUCUUUGUUAAAGGUGCCAUGGAAAAGUUGCUUCAUCAAUGCAGAUAUUACUCCGACAAUGGUCGGAUCAUUCACUUGUCGUCAGAAAAAGUACAGGAGUUUCUGACAAUGUCAUUUGAAAUUGGGCGGAAGGGCCUUCGUGUUAUUGGAUUGGCCAAGGGAAACACAUUACAAGAGCUCACGUACAUGGGAAUGGUCGGCAUUUGUGAUCCUCCAAGACCGCACGUCCGUGAAGCUAUCCAGACUCUGAUGAGCUCAGGUGUCGAGAUUAAACUGGUUACGGGAGACGCUCAAGAAACUGCCGUUGCAAUAGCUGGAAUGGUUGGUUUGGACACGAUGCACAUGGAGUCUUUGUCUGGAGAUCACAUCGAAAAGAUGACAGAGCAGCAGUUGGCGCAAAUAGUGCCGCAAAUCAGCGUUUUCUACAGAGUAACGCCACGUCAUAAGCUGUGCAUUGUCAAGGCAUUGCAAGCAAAUGGUGUGAUUGUUGGAAUGACUGGUGACGGCGUCAACGAUGGAGUAGCUCUGAAGAAGGCUGACAUUGGAAUCGCCAUGGGCAAAAGUGGUACUGACGUGUGCAAGGAGGCCGCAGAUAUGAUUCUAGUCGACGAUGAUUUUGGAACCAUCAUCGCUGCAAUUGAGGAGGGGAAAGGCAUCUUCUACAACAUUCGAAACUUUGUGCGAUUCCAGCUGAGCACCAGCAUUGCUGCGUUGUCGUUGAUCGCUCUUGCCACCCUGAUGGGCAUUCCAAACCCUCUUAACGCCAUGCAGAUUCUCUGGAUCAACAUCAUUAUGGAUGGACCUCCUGCUCAAAGUCUUGGUGUGGAGCCAGUCGACAAGGACGUCAUCAAGCAAAAGCCGAGGGACGCCAAAACGCCAAUGAUCACCAGAGCAGUAAUUGUUAACGUCAUCUUGUCAGCGUCAAUCAUCAUCCUUGGCACUCUUUGGGUCUUCAAUAGAGAGAUGAGCGACAACAAAAUAACCCCAAGAGACACCACCAUGACUUUCACCUGCUUUGUAUUCUUUGACAUGUUCAACGCCCUCAGUUGCCGAUCUCAGACCAAAUCGAUCUUCACCGUGGGUCUUUUCACGAAUAAGAUUUUCCUCAUUGCCGUCAGCUUGUCCGUCAUUGGCCAACUGCUGGUUAUUUAUUUCCCUCCUCUUCAACUAGUUUUCCAGACUGAAGCCUUAACCAUUAAAGACCUGAUAUUCUUGCUGUGCCUGACGUCAACCGUCUUCUGGGUGUCAGAGAUCAAGAAACUGGUGGAGCGGCAAAUGGAGCGGCGGUCAACGUCUUCCUGCCACUACCCCAGCGCUAAAGAGCACCUUCUCGAGUAUGUAUGACAGUCGGAGGACGGCGCUGACGAUAAAUCCCAUGUUGACUGAGAUCAGCGUUUCGGGGUUGCCGAACCUCAAGUCAAGCUGAGAUUUUAGCCCAAAAUCACUCUCGCAAUACUCCGCAAUCUGUAAUCUAUCUGCUUUCAGAGAAUUGCGAGAGACACAAUGUUAAUCUCUGUGUCACUAGCGUUUGGGCUGUAAAUUUUAGGUUGAAAUUAGGAGCACCCUGGGGAUGUAAGUUGGAUAAACACCGUUCAGAUGCCGAGUAAGUAACAAAUUGGACAGAUACGCGAAUGAGACAAGGUGAAACAACCAUUUCCACUUGAGAAUCAAAAGGCCGGCCGGCACGUUUACUUUGGCCGGAGCACAAAUUGUAGCUGAGAGAUGUGAAUAAUAUAUGUACUAAAAAAUACUUCUUUCAACUCGCAGCUCUUCAUUUUUUAUUUACUGAGCUGCGCUAUUAAUUUUUCUGGCAUUUUGCCACUAUCAUGACUCUAAUGCGGAGCACUUGUUAGACUUCUAAGAACUUCAGCUUUAUCAUAAUCCUUUCAUAAAAAAUUGAUGUUGGAACUUUUGAGCUUUUAGAACUAUUGUGCCAUUGGUUGUUGCUGAAUCGUGUGGUUUUCGAAUUGUUCGCCAGUAUAAUAUUUGCUUGUUGCAAUAAUUGAAAGAAACUGUUACCCUACUCACGUUUGCGUGAAAUUUUAAUGCAAAUAUUGUCUGGUGUCCUGUCCACCCACAGUCUAUAACGUAAUCAUAUCCUAACCUAAAAAUGCUCUUCUAUCGGUUGCAAUCGAAUUUGCAUGGAAUUGUGAUACACACUGGAUUAAAAUCGAUUGUCAUUGCUAUGGAGAAUUAUUUUCAAAAUCUCAACUAUCACUUGCAAAUGAGAUUUCCAAUCACCAUCCCUCUGUUCUCCAUUUACUUAGACUAGCGAAGCGAACCAAGUAGCCGACUUUGCAUUUUGCAACUGUCCUUGCCGACAUUCCACACAGAUGCUAAUUUUAUUAUUGCGUGUCUCACUAAGCAGUUGUUGUUUAAAUUUCGUUACUUACUUUUACUCGACGAUGUCUCAGUACUCACAGUCGCUAUUUAUGAAAAUGUUGUGAUGAAGUUUUAAUUUAGCUUUAGUUCAAACGCGCGCGCACAUUUUAUUGUUUGUUGCGUUGGAAUCAAGCUGAUAUUUUAUUACUUAGAGAAUUUUUAAUUUUUGUUAUAUAUGCAAGGUUUUCGGAUGAAAAAUGUGGUUGUUAGGUGCAACUCGAAUAAACUCGCAGUGAUUAAAAUACCUAGAAAAA
Messenger RNA from Cloeon dipterum, 4153 nucleotides. RefSeq names its product secretory pathway calcium atpase (gene SPoCk). Gene Ontology annotation, biological process: calcium ion transmembrane transport; manganese ion transport; intracellular calcium ion homeostasis. Gene Ontology annotation, cellular component: endoplasmic reticulum; Golgi membrane; plasma membrane. The coding region runs from base 156 to 2861 and encodes 901 amino acids. NCBI's taxonomy places the organism in Eukaryota, Metazoa, Arthropoda, Insecta, Ephemeroptera, Baetidae. Gene Ontology annotation, molecular function: P-type calcium transporter activity; ATP binding; ATP hydrolysis activity. The record is from RefSeq and is a predicted model, not a curated record. The transcript has 15 exons.